Molecule: messenger RNA, 1443 nt
Organism: Acanthamoeba castellanii str. Neff
Lineage: Eukaryota; Discosea; Longamoebia; Acanthamoebidae
Product: serine/threonine kinase
Exons: 6
Coding region: 1-1443 (480 amino acids)
Biological process (GO): intracellular signal transduction; protein phosphorylation; cyclic nucleotide biosynthetic process
Molecular function (GO): ATP binding; protein kinase activity
Source: RefSeq, a predicted model, not a curated record
AUGAAGGACGCCACCAUUCUGCACAACGAGGUCGUGCGCGGCCUGCUGGCCCAGCACAAGGGCUACGAGGUCGAUCACCGGCGAGGGCGCCGGCGGCGAGGGCUCGCUCUUGCCCUGCUCGAGGUCCAGUGGCCCGCCGCGCUCUUUGCCCACCCCGCCGCCGCCGAGGAGUGGGGCGACACCGACGACCGCCUCAUCUACCGGGCACUCGGCCUGCGGGUGCGGAUGGGCGUGCAUGUGGGCCAGACCCGCAAGGUGUUCAAUGGGAUGUCGCUCCGGGCCGAGUACAUGGGUCCGGCUGUGAACAAGGCCGCGUGGAUCACGACCAUGUCGCACGGCGGCCAGAUCGUGGUCUCGCAGGCCGUCUACGACCGGAUCCGGGACAGCGGGCUCGCCAAGGAGAAGAAGCGCCUGGCCAGCCUGGGCAAGUUCGAUAUGCCCGACAGCCCCCAAGUCUGUUCGAGCUGCUGGACACGCAAGCUCGAGGCUCGGUUCUUCCGUGGCACGACCACGGGGGUGGCGGCCUACACCAGCGAUUCCAACCCGGGCGGCGGAGACGGCAGCGACCACCACUGCAAGCCCCGACGUCGCACCGUGACCCACUCCUCCGGCGGCGGCCCCGGCGACAACGGCGACGACGACGACGGCGAGCAGGAGGUGUGCAGCACGGGCAGUGGGGUGCUGGUCGGCGGCGAUCACGUGGUGCAGAUGGAGGAGUCGUUCCUGGCGUCGGCCAACCUGUGCCGGUGGAUCAUCGACUACGGCGACAUCAAGGUCGGGCGGCAGGUGGGCAUGGGGUCGUACGGCCUCGUGUUCCACAUGGCCCUCCUGUCGGAGCUGCGCCACCCCAAUGUGGUCGUGUUUAUCGGCGCCUGCGUCAAGAUGCCCAACCUGUGCAUCGUGACCGAGUUCGUCAAGCAGGGCGCGCUCAAGGACCUGCUCUACGCCGGCCCGCACGGCUCGACGAUGGUCAAGCUGGGCGAGAGUACGCGCGGCGGCGGCGGCGGCGGGCAGGUGGUGGUGAAGCUCGAGUGGAAGCAGCGCCUGCGGAUGCUGCUCUCGGCGGCCCUGGGCGUGAACUACCUGCACACGCUGGAGCCGGUCAUUAUUCAUCGCGAUCUGAAGUCGUCCAACCUGCUUGUGGACGAGAACUGGAACGUGAAGGUGGCCGACUUUGGCUUCGCGCGCCUCAAGGAGGACAACGCGACGAUGACCCGCUGCGGCACGCCCUGCUGGACUGCGCCGGAGGUGAUUCGAGGCGAGCGGUACUCGGAGAAGGCGGACGUGUACUCGUUCGGCAUCAUCAUGUGGGAGGUGAUGGCCAGGAAGCAGCCCUUCGCCGGGCGCAACUUCAUGGGCGUGUCGCUCGACGUGCUCGAGGGCAAGCGCCCGCAGGUGCCGGCCGACUGCCCCGAGGAGUUCAAGAAGGUCAUAAAUAACUAA